AGAAAUUGCCAAAAAAUACAAUGAAAAACAUUCAACAUGAUACUAAAUUAAAUUUUGGCCUUUGUUAUAAUCGUUAUGUAUUUUAUUAAAAGAAAUACUUUUUUUGAUUCGGCAUAUAAAUUUAUGCGGUUGUAUAGUUCUAGUAAAAAGACGCACUAUGAAGUUCUUAACUUACAGAAAAACUGUACGGAUAAAGACAUAAAGAAUGCCUUUAUCCAGAUGAGCAAAGAGUAUCAUCCAGAUAAAAAUAAAAAUGAAAAGGCUCAAGAAAAUUUUGUUCGUAUUGUUGAAGCAUAUAAUGUCCUCGGUAAACCUAGCAGCAGAGCUCAAUAUGAUCAGAUUUCACACCUAGAUAAUCAGAAUACCUAUUCAUAUGUUUAUAAAACACAUACACCUUAUAAUUGGAGAACCACCUAUAAUGGACAAUCAAAUUACCAGAAUUAUAAUGAAAAAACAAAUUCAUAUUAUGGUGUGAAAGGGUGGAAAAAGAUGUCCAAUACUGAUUUGAUUUUGAUUUGCUUUGGUAUUGCAAUUGUGGGUGUCAUUUUACAAGUUGUUAUUAUCAGGGAGUCUUAUCAUAUUCAUCGAAAGAAAAAUGACGAUAAAUCUAUAAAGCUGGCAGAAGAGUUGGAAAAAGUCAGAGCUACUGCUAGAGGAAAAACUAGAGACAUGCAAACACAAGUAUUGCUGGAUAAAAUAGUGACAGCGGCUAACCCAAGCGUCGCCACAGCUUCACUUGGACAGACAUUAGCUGAUGACAAAAAGUGAUUUCAACUUCUAAUUCAAAAUUUAUAUAUUUUUGAUCGAAUUGACAUUGUAAAUAUUUAUAGUUAAGUAGACUUACUGUCUUAGAUAGAUUUUUAAAAAUUUGU
This is a messenger RNA of Vanessa atalanta (red admiral), 872 nucleotides long. RefSeq names its product dnaJ-like protein 60 (gene DnaJ-13). The transcript is spliced from 6 exons. The coding region runs from base 76 to 768 and encodes 230 amino acids. The record is from RefSeq and is a predicted model, not a curated record. Lineage: Eukaryota; Metazoa; Arthropoda; Insecta; Lepidoptera; Nymphalidae.